UGAAAGUCGCUUAUUUCAACACAACCGACUAUAAAUUGCCACAGAGAAGAACUGGAGAAGCUCUUUGUACUGUGUAAGCUCACAUUAUUUUAAAUUUCGUUAAAUUUCGUUUUAAAACGGGAGCUAUGUCCUCGGAGUCACGCACCUCAAUGAAGACUUGUUGAGAAGACGGUGAAGAUGCCCACUGAAUGCAAUAGCAGCUGUCUCGUCUACACAGUUAUCCUCCCAUAACAAAUAAAUUAGUCAACAUGGCCGCAGAGUACCUAGCCCCACAUAACUGAGACACGGAAUAAAACAUCACAGAUUUAAUGGCGUUCAUGUCUCGAUUCUCUCGGUCCCGGAGCAGCUCCAGGUCUCCGAGCCGAAAAGACUCUGAACGUUCCUCCCCGAUCCUGACCGUCUCCGAGCUAGAAAGGCUCCUUUACACGGGCAAAACGGCCUGCAACCAUGCAGACGAAGUGUGGCCACGACUCUAUAUCGGAGACCAGGACAUUGCAUCAGAUCGACGAGAAUUGGCCAAACUUGGCAUUACACAUAUCCUCAACUGCGCACAGACGAAGUGGCGCGGGGGAGCCGAAUAUUAUGCUGGGAUGAACAUCACCUAUCAUGGCAUUGAGGCUCAUGACUCACCAACUUUUGACAUGAGUGUUAACUUCUAUCCUGCUUCCGAGUUCAUUCACAAAGCCCUCACCAGUGGAGGUAAGGUUCUGGUCCACUGUACUGUGGGAGUGAGCCGCUCAGCUACUCUGGUGCUAGCCUACUUGAUGAUCAGACAAAAUCUGACGCUUGUGGAGGCCAUCAAGACAGUAAAAGACCACAGAGGUGUCAUCCCUAACCGAGGUUUCCUCCGCCAGCUGAAUGGCCUGGACAGCAUCCUGAGAGAGAGCCGAAAGACAUCGCCGUAGAGCUGAAAAUACUCUCAAGACACACUCCACCUGAGGUAGCAGCCCAUUACAUUGGGAGAUAUUCUGGGACCAAACUAGGAGCAUCCUGUGAAUUUCUGACUUUGCAGCUCUGAAUGGUAGCCAGUGAUACCACAGAUCAAGUGAUGCCAUUAUUUUCAUAGUCAAUUUGCUCAGUUUGUUUAAUCUUUGUAGUUCUGUAGACUCUGAAACAGCAGCACCAAAUAAUUUUAUAUUCCUUAAGAUAUAAAAGUUUACUGGUACAUUAAGGUUCUAAAAAAUUAGAAACUUUUAUUAAUAAUUCCACUAUUUCCUUCAAAGUGUUUUUUCAAUUUGUAACUGACCUCUGCCUUUCAGAUUCAUUCACGCACAUAAUGGUAGAGAUUUUACAGCAACAUCAGUUGACCUAUGUAAGUUAAGUAGUAAACCCUUACCUUUGACUUAUAGGAUUCAAAAGUUGACUGUGAGUCCAAAAUUGAGGAAACUGCUGCACGGGGUUUGAGUCAGAUGUGAAACAGGAGUUUGGGGUGAAACCUCACUGUCUGAAUUAUGUUAAUUUAGGCUACGUCCACACUAGCCCAGAUAGAUUUGAAAACGGCGUUUUCAUCUGAAAACGCUCCGCGUCCACGCUA
Molecule: messenger RNA, 1534 nt
Organism: Neolamprologus brichardi
Lineage: Eukaryota; Metazoa; Chordata; Actinopteri; Cichliformes; Cichlidae
Gene: dusp26
Product: dual specificity phosphatase 26
Biological process (GO): protein dephosphorylation; negative regulation of MAPK cascade
Cellular component (GO): cytoplasm
Molecular function (GO): MAP kinase phosphatase activity; protein tyrosine/serine/threonine phosphatase activity
Source: RefSeq, a predicted model, not a curated record